UAACAAACUAAUUUUUUAGCAUCCAGUUUAUUGUAUGAACGUAGUUGGAACACAAAACGCGCAUAACCUGAUCAGUAUUUCAACCGACGGUCGUCUCUGCUCUUGGUCUUUAGACAUGUUGAGUCAACCCCAAGAAAUCUUAGAGCUACAAAGAGCUCCAUCUCGACCGGUCGCCGUGAUGUGUCUCGAUUUUCCGCACUCAGACGUAAAUAAUUUCGUGGUCGGUUGUGAAGACGGCGCUGCUUACGCAGCUUGUCGUCACGGUGCUAAAGCGGGAAUCACCGAGGCUUACGAAGGACAUCGAGGCCCCAUCGCUGGACUUAGUGUUAAUGCGGUUCAAGGGGGGAUCGAUUUUUCUUAUAUGUUUCUUACAUCAUCGUUUGAUUGGACUGUUAAGUUAUGGAGUUUGCGGGAUAAUAAGCCAAUUUAUUCGUUCGAAGAUAACGGCGAUUAUGUGUUGGAUGUAGCUUGGUCCCCGGUUCACCCCGCUUUAUUUGCGACUGUCGAUUGUGGGGGGAAAUUAGAUUUAUGGAAUUUGAAUUUAGAUACGGAAGUCCCAGCGGCCUCGGCGGUUAUUGAAGGGGGCCCAGGGUUGAAUAAAGUUUCUUGGACCCCGUCUGGUUUGCAUGUAACUGUUGGGGAUAGUCAAGGAAAGUUGUGGGUUUAUGAUGUUGCUGAGAAUUUCGCUCAUCCACGACACGAUGAAUGGAAUAAAUUCUUAUACACAACUCAAGAGUUGCGUAAUAAUCAAAUUGAUGAGGAAUCUGAUACUUUGUGGAAUGUAGCUGCGUCCACAUCUUUAGGGUCAACUAUAGGGGGUCCUUACCCAUAAAAAUAAGAAAUUAAUAACAAAAAUAAGUAUAAAUAAAUGAAAUUUCCAAUACGCCUAGUAUUUUAAAAUAAUAGGUUUUAUUUUGUUUUCAAAAUGUUUGUAUAUUUAUGCAGCAGUAAUAUUUAUUUAAAAAUUGUAAUCAACGUACUGUGGAAAAGCAAUCAAUGGAUUAACUAAUAUAUUAAUAUUGAUAGGGAGGAAUGCGGAUAAAAAAAAUAAUAAAUUAAAACAAGAGGGAGAUUUAUUUUCACAUUUAAGCAAUUGUAAUGUUAAUAACCCGCUUGAAACUUAAUAAAUAAUAAAAUAAACUAAUUCCCCCCAUUAAAUAAUAUAGGAUGUAUUAUAAAAGAAAAAUCGAUGAUGAAAGAUGGGGAAUAUAUUUUUUGUUUAAUUUACUUUACUACCAUUUAAUAAUUUAUUUGUACCUUUUUCUAUACUAGCAUUUAGUUUAUUACUUUUUUUGCAACAAUUUCUUUUUUGUUUCGUCGCUAAUCAAAAUUGGAUUAAGAAAUUCUAGAUAGUUUUAGUUAUUAUAUUAUGUAGCUUUAAUCUCAUUGUGAUUUAUUUUUUAAAAACGAUCUAAUUCCACCUUAUCGGAAAUGAGCUUGAAAAAUAAACUUGAUUUUUUUGGGAA
This is a messenger RNA of Onthophagus taurus, 1466 nucleotides long. Lineage: Eukaryota; Metazoa; Arthropoda; Insecta; Coleoptera; Scarabaeidae. The record is from RefSeq and is a predicted model, not a curated record.